Zasmidium cellare ATCC 36951 is the source of this 2004-nucleotide messenger RNA. RefSeq lists its product as uncharacterized. NCBI's taxonomy places the organism in Eukaryota, Fungi, Ascomycota, Dothideomycetes, Mycosphaerellales, Mycosphaerellaceae. Gene Ontology annotation, molecular function: metal ion binding; DNA binding. The transcript is spliced from 4 exons. The record is from RefSeq and is a predicted model, not a curated record. Gene Ontology annotation, biological process: DNA repair. Bases 1 to 2004 code for a protein of 667 amino acids.
AUGGCUGCCCGCAGAAGCCUCGGGGGCGGACGAGUACUCGGCAACGGGAAGGGCCUCGCAGCGCCUCCUCCAGCGCAACCACCCCAGCCCAGACAGAUCGGCCUCCUAUCACCCUCCGAGAGCUCCGUCUCGUUGAGUUCGCAGACUUCGAGCACGCCCAUCUCCACCGAGAAUGAGGAUCUCACCUCCCGGGUGGCUCUUGACGAGCAUGGCUCUGCCCAAGCGGCAGCCGCCGCCAGCUCCCGGCUGGUCUGUCCGAUAUGCAAUGAAGAGAUGUUGACGCUUCUUCAGCUGAACAGACAUAUCGACGAUAACCACGCCAACUUGGAGGAGAUCGAACAGGACGAGGCGAAGACUUGGUUCAAACAACAGAUGACAAAGGCAAAGAAGUUCCAGCCGCUGGCACUCAUCAACCAGAAACUGAGGGGAUUGGAGGUGUUUGAGUCGAAUAAUGAUGCGCCGGCUCCGGUCCAGGCGAUUCAGGCGGUUGCGGCUACAGUUGGUCGGGACUCUUCUCCAGCUCCUGCACCCAAAGAGCCUGCGACUCCAGAUCCGGAUGAGGUCGUUACACGAGCGCAUUGGCAGCGUCCUCGAGGAUAUGACGACUGUUCAGAUCCGCUGUGUGGAAAGAAGUUGGGAACUGCAAAUGGACAGGUCAACUGUCGACACUGUGGCAAGCUCUUCUGCGAUGAGCAUACUAUGUACCAGAUGAAGCUAUCAAGAUCUGCCAAGCAUGAACCUGCUCGUGGGCUAUGGUGCCGAGUCUGUGAGACGUGCUACAAGAGUCGAGAGGGCUACAAUGACCACACUGGGCUCGAGCGCAAUCAUACCGACUUCUUCAAGAGUGUGCGGCGGAAGACAGUCGACAAGCGAAACCUUGAAACCACCCGACUCGAGACUAGACUUACGAGACUGACCCAACUACUUGCCAAUCCUCCACCGCUAGAACAGGAGCAAAGUACGGGAAGCUUGCUGUGGUCGUCGAUAUCGGGCAACAAGCCUCAAAUCAGAGCUCUUGAGCAGACUGUCGUUCCUUGGCAAGACGAUGCCACUGUGGCUGAAUGUCCUUUCUGCCAGCAACCCUUUUCGCAGUACAGCCUGCGCCGGCAUCAUUGUCGCAUUUGCGGGCGAGUCGUAUGCGGCGACCCAAACACCGGUUGUUCGAACGAGAUUGGACUUGAUGUCGAUGCUCAGAAGAAUGGCGCCAAGGUAGCUGUCGAUGUUCGCAUGUGCAAAGACUGCCAACGAACUAUCUUCAGCAAAGCCGACUUUGCGAGGGAGCUCAACAAGCAAACACCGGAUCAGCGCGCGUAUCAAAAUCUUGUUCAAUUCGAACAUGGCAUUCGACUACUCCUACCCAAGUUCCAACGGCUACUGGCCCCACUGCAGGAUCCUGACAAUCCACCUACACCCGCACAGCUAGCAGAAGCCUCGAAAGUACGAAAGCGGCUCAUGGAUGCGUUCACUCAGUAUGAUGUGGCCUCCAGACGGAUACGAGACAUGCCAACGAACAAUCCCGCGCAGGAGCAACUGCAGAGGGCCAUCUACCAGAAGGCUCUAAGCUUUCUCCAUAUUCAUAUGUUGCCCUUGAAAUCGUUACCGAAGAUUAUGAAACAUGCAACACCAAAUGGCAUGCGCAGCCCACCACUUGCUAGCAAUGGCAAGCCGCAGAGUGCGCUGUCUUCCAUUCGAUACAACUCGAUAGUCAACGGACAUGGACCGAGACCAAGCAGUAGCCGAACCAGCAGCGAAAGCUCCGCCGCAGUCACUGCCCUGGAGGCAGAAGAGAAGAGCUUGAAAGAGCGCUUGAUCGUGUUGGAAGAGCAGAAGUUCUUCGUGUCCGAGAUGAUCGCAGACGCCAACAAACGCCGGAAGUUUGAUGAAGUGUCCGCCCUGUCGCAAAAUGUCGAGGACUUGUCGAAGGAGAUCGAUCAGAUACAGAGCCAGCUUGCGGGGAUGGACUUUGCAUCGGCUUAUCAGGAUGAUCAGGGAGUGAUUAAGUGA